This is a messenger RNA of Poeciliopsis prolifica (blackstripe livebearer), 6391 nucleotides long. It is a transcript of the gene rgs12a, whose product is annotated as regulator of G protein signaling 12a. The transcript is spliced from 17 exons. Gene Ontology annotation, biological process: signal transduction. The coding region runs from base 282 to 4238 and encodes 1318 amino acids. The record is from RefSeq and is a predicted model, not a curated record. Lineage: Eukaryota; Metazoa; Chordata; Actinopteri; Cyprinodontiformes; Poeciliidae. Gene Ontology annotation, molecular function: GTPase activator activity; protein binding.
GGUUACAAUGAAAGACGCUUUGUGAUUUUCACGAGGGAGGAGGCGCUACUGCGAGUAGCCAUAUGGACCCCUGAAUCACGACAGGACAAGGUUGUAAAUAGUGUAAAAAGAAAUAAAUCGAAACAAAACAUGGACGUUUGGCAUUAGUUUCGUAAACCAAAGGAGUUAUUUCAAGGACUGCGCAUAAAUUCUGGGCUUUAUUGGAACUUUGUAAUGCUUAAACAGGAUGACAACAAUACAGUAGUGUAGGCAAUCUCAAGGUUUUCGGUUUGAGACUUAAAAUGAGGAUCCAAGGGCAGCCUGAGGGUGCGAGGAGGCGUCUGGAUAUGAACCCAACUGGUGAACUCCGGGACGUGGAGGUCAUCCGCGGUCGGGCUGGAUAUGGUUUUACUAUUACAGGACAGAAACCGUGUCUGCUGAGUGGCAUCAUGGAGGGCAGUCCUGCUUUUGUGGUGGGACUCAGACAAGGAGAUCGAAUCAUGGCCAUCAAUGGAGCCGACGUUUCUGCUGCUUCUCAUGAAACUGUGGUGCAGCUGAUCGGUGGCUGCAAAGGACCCCUGCAUAUGGUGGUGUUGUCAGAACGACGAAUAAUGGGGAACCCCAUCCUCAAUGAUGCCAAGUUUGGGUUUGAGCAAAAAAGUGGUGCUUUCCAGAAGCCAGGUGUCCUCCGCGCUGUAUCACAUGACUCAAGCAGACCGUCUUUUAAUCCUAACAACGGUCUCACCGCUAAACAGAGGCCAGUUUCAGAGCCCGACAUGUCACUGUGGUCACAACAAUUCAAUGUUUUGUCUGCAAAGAAAAAGGAGGAAACAUCCACAGUUAAAGACACAGAUUCUGUUUUUACUGAUACCGAAGAAGUCAAUCCAGCCUGGAGUGUUUUAAACAUGACUUUGGUGGUGGGCUACCUUAGCUCCACAGAGCUGAUUCUGAACACCAGUGACUCUGAGGACGACUGUUUAAAGGCCAUUCGGGAGAGAAUUCGACAGCUUGGCACAGAGCAAGAUACCCAUACCCUCGUGAUGAUGAAGGUCAUGUUCGAUUGCAUUCGACUGUGUGACGACGCAGGAGCCGUUCUGGCGGCGUUCCCUGCUGAGAACCUUGUUUUAGGAGCUGUUUGUGCUGAGGACCCGCGUUUCUUUUGCCUGGUCACCACGGCACAUAUUAUCAAUGGCCGGGUACCAGAUAAUGGUCCUCUUCGGGCAUCCUGCCACGUGUUUUUCAUUGACCCAGAGCUGGGAAACCACAAGGAUCACAUAGGAAUUGCUUGCCGGUUUGGCUUUAAUUGUAUGCCAGAUCCAGACUCUACGGGCUGCCUCGAGUUCCCUCAGACUCCCCCAGACGUGCUACACUUUGUAACAGUCCUAUAUAGCGAUCUGGGGGAGGCGGUGGAAAGGCUUCGAGCUAAACUGGACAUGGAGGCUCAGCAGACCGACAACACCAGUAAACUAGGCAGUGCUAGCAGCAACGGGGACAGCGGGAUCGAAAAUUCUUCCCCCCCUGAGGAGAGAGCGGACAGGGAUUUCCCUUCUGAUAUCCCAAAUCUUUCUGGGACCCACCUCCCAAGCUGUCCAUGGGAUUAUCCCUCAACUGAGGUUGUCACCCCUAUAAACCCCGUCAAAAAUGGCCAAAAACUUGAGCCCGAGAACAGUGCCAGCCUACAUUCCCUUUCAGAGUCACUGCCUGGCCCCGAUUCCCUCACAAGCUUCUACGGAGGUCCCCCACCCAGGCUGGAGUUUCAUUUUAAGCCCCCACCUCCUCCGUUACCCUUGAGUAAAAAACCAAACUUUCUGGCUUAUCCCUUAAGAAGCAGCCAAAGGUGGUUUUCAAAGCCAAAAUGGCCUAAAUCCCUAACCAGCGAUUCUGUAAAUCAGGAGACAUCCACCAAGAUAAACUCCACCACAAAUGACCCUCCUGCACUGAAUCAGGUGUACUCAGACAGGUACCACUCCACCGAGGCCAUGAUGCCUCCUAGAGAGGAAUGGACCAAGAGGUUUCUCGAACAAAGACAGAAACAGCAGGCACAUGUCUGCUACAGAAAUGGAUCCAGGUUUUGGGGCAUAGGUGUUGCCCGUGCCUCCAAACGUCGUUCUUCCAAACGUCUCAGCAUGGCAAGAAGUCUGGAUGAUCUUGAGUCUGCAGCUUCUUCAGAUGGUGACUACAGUGGAAUCCAGCUGCAGGGAUGCUGCAGUCAUAGCAGCCUAACCAGCAAUGGCAGUCUUCCAGGGGCCAGCGGCCAUCGUGGGUCCGCAGAUCACCGGGUGGCUGGCUGGUCCUCCUGCUUCGAGCGGCUUCUCCAGGACCCCGUGGGUGUGCGUUACUUCUCGGAAUUUCUCAAGAAAGAGUUCAGUGAGGAGAAUAUCUUGUUCUGGCAGGCCUGUGAAUACUUCAGUCAUGUCCCUGCAACUGACAAAAAGCAGCUGUCCCAGAGAGCGGGGGAGAUCUACAACAGCUUCCUGUCCAGCAAGGCCACCAUGCCAGUUAACAUCGACAGCCAGGCCCAGCUGGCAGACGACGUCCUCACCUCACCUCAGCCUGAAAUGUUCAAGACCCAGCAGCUACAGAUCUUUAAUCUGAUGAAGUUCGACAGCUACUCGCGUUUUCUGAAGUCCUCCCUCUACCUGGAGUGUCUGCGCGCUGAGGAGGACGGUCAGCCGAUGCCGGACCCCUACCACAUCCCCUGUAGCCCCGCGCCCUCCAAACACAGCGCCAGCUCUGACCGCUCCACCCUCUCCACUCCCAAAAAGGAUAUCAGAAAGCAGAGAUCAGGGAAAUCAUUUAAUGAAGACACCAAGGACGAGAGCGCAGAUAAGAAGCGUGGCAUCUUCUUCUCCUGGUCUCGCAACAGGAGCUUUGGGAAGGGACCAAAGAAGAAAGACAUUGGAGACAUUAAUCUGGACUUUUGGGGCAGUAACGGUCGAAGAGAGUCUCAGGGCUCCCUGUCGUCAAGCGCCAGUCUGGAGAUCCCCAGUUCUGUCUCUGCUGCCAAAAUGGAGUCUGACAAUCGCCACUCAGUCGGCGCGUGGGAGCGCUCGUCCAGACACUGCAGUGUGCUGCUGCCCGACGGCUCCUGCUCCUCCAUCACCCUGCGGCCCGGCGCUUCCAUCAGAGAGGUCCUCCAAGAUCUGUGUCGCAACAUCUGCGUCAACAUUGCUGCUGUGGAUCUGUUCCUCGUGGGAGGAGAGAAGCCUCUAGUUUUAGAUCAAGACUGCAUGACUCUUUGCUCACGAGACCUAAGACUGGAGAAGCGCACUUUGUUUCGGUUGGACUUGGUGCCAAUUAAUCGCUCCGUGGGUCUCAAAGCCAAACCCACGAAACCAGUCACAGAGGUCCUCCGUCCCGUGGUGGCCAAAUACGGCCUGAAUCUAAGUGAUCUGGUGGCCAAAAUAAGCGGAGAGACCGAACCGCUGGAUUUGGGGGCCCCCAUAUCGAGUCUGGACGGCCUGCGUGUUGUGCUGGAGCGGGCAGACCCAUGUUCAGGGAAAGAAAAAUCCAAGUCUUCCUCCAUAAAAGGCCACCCUCCGACCAGGAGUUUUUCUGCUGCAGGAGAUGAGAGGUCAGCACCAAAGGACAUUUCUGUGAGAGCGGCUGGACCAGCCUCAGCACUCCCAGAGGAAAAGAGAAAACAGAAAAAGAUAAAUAUAGAUGAAGCUGAAGAAUUCUUUGAGCUGCUAAGCCGAGCCCAGAGCACCCGAGCCAACGACCAGCGCGGACUUCUGAAAAAAGAAGACCUGGUGCUUCCAGACUUCCUCCGCCUGACACCACCCACCUCCUCCUGCUCUGUCUCCUCCGACCUGGCCUGUUCCACCCCGGCCUCCCUGAAGCCGGGGCGAGAGAACGGCGGGCCGCCCCGCGGGUCCCUCACAGCCGCUCUGCGCUCGGAGAGUCUAGACUCCUCCCUCAGUUCCAGCGCCAACGGACACUCAGCGUCCAGGCGGUGCCUGCUGCCUCCCCCCCGCCACUCUACGUUUGGCACCCACCUCUCCCCCAUUCCCCGGCCCCCUGACUCCCGGCCGAGCCUCCGCACGGUGGAAGAGGACGCCCACGCCGACCUGACCCUCGUGGGUGAGGGCGACAUCAGCAGCCCCAACAGUACUCUGUUACCCCCUUCGCUUUCAUCCUUCCCGUCCCUGGAGAGCAGCCUCCCUGAGGCCAACUUCACCCCACCGACACCCUGCUCCCGGUCCCAAGACACAGGUGGAGAGGGAAAGUCCAGUUCAGGUAUUUCUACAAACCAGUAAUAAACCAGUACUGUGUGAGUGUGAGUGUGUGUGUGUAUGUGUGCAGUUGUGUUCAAAUUAAUAACAGUGUUUUUAGUUUAAUGAUUCAUGAACCCUUUAUAUUAUAUUACAAAUUACAGGAUGAAUAAAUAAUAAUUAGUAAAUCUGUUCUCACUCUACGGGAAGUGGAGAAAAAGAAUAUUUAAUUAAAACAGAACUUCACAAAAUCAAGGAUCGACCGUAGAAAUUUAAAACGAUUGUGGACGCACCUUGAACCACCAAACUAAUCUUAGUUUUAUAUCUAGUUUUCAAAUAUGCUUCACAUAGAGUCAACCUUUCUUCUUGCACAUCCGGCCAAAUUUUCAAGCCCACACUAUGGUCUCAUUUGCUUUUAUUGGUGAAGUCUCAGCCACAGCAUGCUUAACAUCACCUCAUAAGUUUUAAAGUUCUGCGUUUGGACUGGCUGCUAAUAAAUGUUAAUGGUGUUGGUCUGAAACCCAGACCAAUGCCAAACCUUUCUUCUUGUUUCAGCAAGAAAUAACAAGGCCACCAAUUGUCAUUGUAUUUCCUGACAAGGAAAUACAAUGACAUAGCGCAACAUGAACUCUCCAAGCGUUUUGACAUUGUGAUAGACAUGGCCUGUUGUGGCUUGAAUUCAGCUCUUUGGGGUCAAGUUUCCCAAAACGUGAAAGGAUGAUCUUGGUUUGAUCAGCCAAUAAAAUGUUGCAUCAUUUCUCUUUAGGCUAGUUCAGUGUUUAGUUAAAAGUCUUUUUUUCAAUGUUAGGACUUUGCAGGAGCCUUUUGUCUAUAGCAUUUCAGUCUGUCAUUGUUUCAGUGUUCGCAAGCAACUCGAUAUCAUCUUUGAUCAAUCUGGAUGUAGCAGUGGCUGAAAAAUUGUGACUAUUAUUUAAUCAAUAGUUUUGCAUCAUUUCACCUCUUCUUUAAGUGUUUCCUCCUCUCCAGUCAACUUUAUGACAUAAUUUUUUCUUCUAUUUGCAACAUUUUCAGCCUUUGUUCUUAAAUAAAACACUCCUAUUUGACUCCCGUUCGUUCACUCAAUGACUGUCCUCACUGAUUGAACUCCACGCUGCUAUUCAAUGGAAACACAGUUACACAGAAUCAGCAGCAUGCAUGUCAUGACUGAUUCAUCUGGUGGAUUUCCUGUUACUCUCCUACACAAAAACUUUCUAUAUCGAAAACAAGGCUAUGGCCGUGUUUUCGAUAUAGAAUUUUUUUUCUUUCUAUAGAUAAACUGUGAUUCAUUUGGUUCAUGAAGUUGGACUGAUAUUACUUUGAAUACAACUGUACUUGCAUGUGUGUAUAGUGUGGUCACAAUAGUACCACUGUUAUGGCAAAACUCCUUCUAUACCGACUGACGCACUUUAAUGACAAAUUGAUGUUGACUCCCUCAAUUUGCCUGAUCGGUUUAACUCAACGUCUGUGGGCGCGUGUGUGUGUGUGUGUGUGUGUGUGAUCCUUAUGACACUCCUGUAAAUAGUGAUGUGUAUAUUUUCUCUCGUGAGUGACGUUUACCUGAAAAAGUCCAAACUUGCUGCAAACUUUUGGGGUUGAACAUGUGACUAGGAUCUCCCCAGCUGGAUAUAUUUCCACUUUGUUUUAUAGUUUCGGGUGCAUGCAAAUGUGAUUUGUUUACAGGUCUUAUGAUUUAUGAAAACAAACAAACAAAAAGAAAUACAUACAGGUUUUCUGAUCAGUAUUUGUUGCACAAUUAAUGUUGUCCUGAAAAGUAGAGUUGAGACCAGCUGAACAACUGAAAGUGGUGAUAUUAGCUGCGAAAGUAAUCCGGAGCCAUGAAACUGGAAUUCCUGAACAGCCAUUACAAACAAAUGCUGUGUUCCUCUCCAUUCCACCACUUCUAGUUCAGAGCAACUCAACAAUGUCACCAUCAGAGAUUUUUUUUUUUUUUUCCUUUUCUAAAAUUUCUUUCCUUCACAACUCUUUAAAAGCAGUGAGUCACCAAACUUUGUCGGCUCAUGUUGCAGCAAUCUGAGCAGUAGGAAAAUAGUCAUUGGUCAGUGACAUUGUUGAAGUGCCCGUCAUUUCUUAUCUGGCUCGCUCGCUUCCUUCUCUAGGUGCCUGUUGUAGAUAAUCACUGCCAAUAAACUCUGUACCUGUGACUGAAUAGAUCUAAUAAAUGUCAGAAUUGGAAAUCA